Colletotrichum destructivum is the source of this 1268-nucleotide messenger RNA. Its product is annotated as Putative exosome complex RNA-binding protein 1/RRP40/RRP4. Gene Ontology annotation, biological process: CUT catabolic process; nuclear polyadenylation-dependent rRNA catabolic process; U4 snRNA 3'-end processing. Lineage: Eukaryota; Fungi; Ascomycota; Sordariomycetes; Glomerellales; Glomerellaceae. Gene Ontology annotation, molecular function: RNA binding. The transcript has 2 exons. Gene Ontology annotation, cellular component: cytoplasmic exosome (RNase complex); nuclear exosome (RNase complex). Bases 114 to 842 code for a protein of 242 amino acids. The record is from RefSeq and is a predicted model, not a curated record.
UAACUUAAUUAAUAGCAAGCGGGCGCGCAGAAGGCGAGAAAACAGUAAUAGAUUCGGCCUGAUCCGGACGAUUUCAGUUCAACAUCACAUCGUCCACGCAUCAAACUCCCACCAUGUCUACCGCCGGUUCUUUUGUGCUCCCCGGUGACGAGAUCGACGCGUCCCUGAUUCCGUCACAUCAGAAACUUCCGCUGCGACUCGGUCCCGGCCUUCGACAUGUUCCUCCCAGACAAAUAGUGCCCACCAUCGCCGGCAAGCUGGUCUCCGACCGCAAGAAGAACUCGAUAUGGGUUGAGCAAACGAGUGGACGGUACAUCCCCGCCGCUGGCGACCUCGUCAUCGGUACCAUCCAGCGCACCGCCGCCGAACUCUACUACGUCCUUCUGGCUGAUUACUCGACACCUGCGACCCUGCCCCAACUCGCCUUCGAAAUGGCAACGAAGAAGUCCCGCCCUCAGCUGGCCUCCGGCGCCCUCGUCUACGCCCGUGUAACGCUCGCGAACAAGCACAUGGACCCCGAGCUCGAGUGCGUCUAUCAGUCCACCGGAAAGGCCGACGGCCUGGGUCCUCUGGUUGGCGGCAUGCUCUUCGACAUAUCUCUCGGCAUGGCGCGCCGCUUGCUCAAGCCCAAGACGACAGAUCUCGUCGUGUUAGAGGAGCUGGGUGCCACGGGUGCGGCCUUCGAGACAGCCGUGGGCCGGAACGGCAAGAUCUGGGUCAACAGCGAGAGCGUCAAGAUCAUCAUUGCGGUGGGAAGGGCCAUCCAGGAGACCGACGAGCAUGGUCUCACAGCCGAACAACAGAAGAAGCUCGUACGGUCCUUAAUUCAAGACCUGAGUUAAAUUCCAUGCCUACGCCCCCUCGUGAUGCUUUUUUGCCUUGUUCUACAGUGUUGACCCUGGCCAGUCCUCGGACCUCCGAACGCCCAUUUGCUGCCAUGGCUGCUUCCUAAAGUAUAAAAAGAACGAAUGUACCCGUUUUGCCUCCAAUUUCCCCGUCCCUGGAGGCAAACAUGCUGUAUAUAACACAAUUGCUGGAUGGCAAAAGGGAGUGAUGCCCCUGAGCAUCGCUGUCGAUUGUCCUUCUCCCUCACCUCUCCUGAAUCUCUCGUCGUUGUCCUGCUUCCCGUUCGCUGACGAGCUCUGGUGGAGGUGGCUUGCAAGUCACUAGUCUGUCAUUCUUAACAGACCACUUCCCAAGCGCCUUCCGGUUUCCUGGCUCGUUGGCUCCGCCACUUCAUUGAAAAGUAUCUCGUCGUAUUUCCCAUU